Messenger RNA from Geodia barretti, 816 nucleotides. The record is from the annotation of a GenBank genome assembly. Lineage: Eukaryota; Metazoa; Porifera; Demospongiae; Tetractinellida; Geodiidae.
AUGCAAUACGACAACCCAUUCCCCGGGAUGAAUCCGUAUUUGGAACGGCGGGACAUCUGGCCGGAUUUUCACGACGGAUUGAUUGUACAGCUGCGAGAUAUUCUCGGACCUCUGCUGCCGGAUAACUACCGUAUCGCCCUGCACCGGCGUGUUGAGGUUCAAGAGCCAUUCGGUUCUGCCCUGGGCUUGAACCUGAUGGUGCCCGACGCGCUGGUUACCAGGGAACCGACGGUCACUCCGGUGGGCCCAACCGCAACCGCGGAGGCUGCGACCGCCGUAGCCGCUCCGCCGGAAGAGGCCGGAGGCGUGCGCGUUCGGAUGCCCCGGGAGAUUCGGGUUGCUUGGCUGCGGGUGGAAACCGUGCCCGACCGGGAACUGGUAACCAUCGUUGAGGUUCUGUCGCCUACCAACAAAGCGCCGGGGCGGGAGCGGCUUCGCUAUGUCCGCAAGCGUGAGGUGAUAGUCGCCAGCGGAGCAAGCCUGGUGGAGAUCGACCUGCUGCGGCGCUGGGAACCGAUGCCGUUGGAGGUGCCGCCGCCGGCCAGCGACUACCGCGUCCUGGUGUGUCGUGGUUGGGAACGUCCCGACGCGUUGCUGUACCCAUUCUGGGUAAAGCAAGCCAUACCCAAGUUUGCCCUGCCACUGUUGCCGGAGGACGAAGUCGGCCCCGAAGUUGACCUGGGCUCGAUCAUCAAUGCCAUGCACCACACGGCGCGGUACGCCCAAGUGGCGCGGUACGACGAACCUCCGCCGGAACCGGCAUUUCCGCCGGAAGCGCAGGAGUGGGUCAGCGGACGGGUAGCGGGACUGUCGUAG